CGAGGUCGGAUAUGAAGACGAGGUUAAGCAACUGCGGGACUUAACCGCCAGGAUGGCCGGGCCCCAGCGGUCCCGAGGGUGGCCUGGGCCCCGAGGGGCGGGCCAGGUGAAGAGGGUCGCCGGCCUCAGCGAGGAGAUGAGGCUUGGAAGUUCUUUAGGACCCGAGCCGCGCGGCAUUACGCGCCGGGGCGGGGCUUCGCGCCGUUGGGGCCGACGCUGCGGUGAGGGGCGGAGCCAGCGCGCUCCUUGCAAGAUGGCGGCGUCCGGGACCGCUGGGCCGGCGGGGAACGUGUUCCCGUUCCGGGACGCCCGCGCCACUCCAGAUCCAGUGCUGGAGGCCGGCCCGGUGGCCCACGGGCCCCUGCCGGUGCCCCUGGUGCUGGACAACGGGUCGUUUCAGGUCCGUGCCGGCUGGGCGUGCCCUGGGCCGGAUGCAGGCCUGGAGCCGCGCCUCCAGUUCCGCGCCGUGUGCGCUCGCGGGCGGGGCGCGGCUCGGGGCGGGGCGGGCCCCCAGGUGGGCAACGCGCUGGGCAGCCUGGAGCCGCUGCGCUGGAUGCUGCGCUCGCCCUUCGACCGCAACGUGCCGGUUAACCUGGAGCUGCAGGAGCUGCUGUUUGACUACUGCUUCCAGCACCUGGGUGUCUCCUCGCAGGGCUGUGUUGACCAUCCCAUCGUUUUGACAGAAGCGGUGUGCAACCCACUAUAUUCACGACAAAUGAUGUCUGAGCUCCUUUUUGAGUGCUAUGGGGUUCCCAAGGUUGCCUACGGAAUAGACAGCCUGUUCAGCUUCUACCACAAUAAGCCAAAGACCUUGAUUUCCAGUGGGCUCAUCAUUUCAUCUGGGUACCAGUGCACACAUAUUUUACCCAUCUUAGAAGGGAGGUUAGAUGCUAAAAAUUGCAAGCGCAUCAAUCUGGGAGGAAGCCAGGCAGCUGGCUACCUCCAGCGUCUCCUGCAGCUGAAGUAUCCUGGGCACCUGGCAGCUAUCACACUCAGCCGCAUGGAGGAGAUCCUGCACGAGCACAGCUACAUCGCGGAGGAUUAUGUGGAAGAAUUGCAGAAAUGGCGGUGCCCUGACUAUUACGAAAACAAUGUGCACAAGAUGCAGCUCCCAUUUUCCAGUAAACUGCUCGGCAGCACUCUGACCGCUGAGGAGAAGCAGGAAAGGCGGCAGCAGCAGCUGCGGCGGCUGCAGGAGCUGAACGCCCGGCGGCGGGAGGAGAAGUUGCAGCUUGAUCAGGAGCGGCUAGACAGACUGCAGUAUGUGCAGGAACUUCUAGAGGAUGGCCAGAUGGAUCAAUUUCACAAAGCCCUGAUGGAGCUGAACAUGGACUCCCCAGAAGAGCUGCAGUCCUACAUACACAAGCUCAGUUCGGCCGUGGAGCAAGCUAAGCAGAAAAUCCUCCAAUCCGAAGUCACCCUCGAGGUGGAUGUGGUAGACAGCAAGCCUGAGACCCCUGACCUAGAGCCACUAGAGCCGUCCCUGGAAGACGUGGAAAACAUCAAUGAUUUUGAACCCUUGUUUUCAGAGGAAACGCCAGAAGUGGAGAAGCCGGUCGCCGCUGUCCAGCCCGUGUUUAACUUGGCAGCAUAUCACCAGCUGUUUGUUGGGACAGAAAGAAUUCGGGCUCCAGAGAUUAUCUUCCAGCCAUCUCUCCUAGGCGAAGAGCAGGCUGGGAUAGCGGAGACCCUUCAGUACAUUCUGGACAGGUACCCAAAGGACAUUCAGGAGGUGCUGGUUCAGAACGUUUUCCUCACUGGCGGGAACUUGAUGUAUCCUGGGCUGAAAGUUAGAAUCGAGAAGGAACUGUUGGCAAUGAGACCCUUUCAGUCAUCUUUUCAGGUUCAGCUUGCCUCUAACCCUGUGCUGGACGCCUGGUAUGGUGCUCGGGACUGGGCCUUGGACCACCUGGAUGACGAUGCCGUCUGGAUCACCAGGAAAGAAUAUGAAGAGAAGGGAGGAGAGUACUUCAAGGAGCAUUUUGCUUCCAACAUCUACGUCCCCAUCCACCUGCCAAAGCAGGCUUCACGCUCCUCAGAAGCCCAGGCGUCAGGCAAAGGCUCAGGGGCCAGUGGAGGCAGUGCUGGUGAGCAGGCAUAACAGAGGGGCCCCUCUCGGAUCUUGGGCCAUGUCGGCUAGUGUGGCAGGACAGUGACUGUGCUAGAUGUGUCUGGCCCAAGUCUACUGGGAACAUUGGGCUGCAAGAUGGAUUUCUCCUGGGGAGAACAUGAAGGGACACUGGGAGUUACCCUCUAAAACUUUCCCUUCCUCUGGGGGCUUCUGCAGUGAAGAAACUUCCAGUGACUUGGUGUCUUUGUUGAACCAAGAUGAGCGGUAGCGUCCGCUGCCUACAGUAGUAAAUGAAGACAGUGGAGGACAGAAAUGCCCGUAUUUGUUACUGCAUUUUAAAUCCCUUUUGGUUUUCGAAAACGUUUAAAAUGUAUAUUGUCAGUGUAGAUAUUUUUCUACAUUUAUUCAGAAGUUGUGUGAAUGCCCAGCAGUUUGAGGUCUUCCACAUACAUGUAAAAAGAUAAUAUUUAUGUAAUCAGAGUUCUCCACAAAACCUCAGGAGCUGUGAAUAUUUCCCUUUUCCUAUUACUUCCUCUUUCAAAUGAGAGAAAAGGGUCCAAAGAGGGAAAUCAAGGUGUACAGUGUAAGUCUGUUAGGGGCCUGCGUGGUGCCCACUUCUGAAUGGGCAGAAAUGGGGUCUUGGUCCAGCUUUUGUUCAAACUUUUUUUGCUGGAAACUUUUCCACCACAUGAGACCUUCCUACAAAUUUUUAAAAUUUUGUGCUUGUGUGUUUUGGCUGCGUAACAUUUUCUGGCCUUUCUAAAGAAAGAAGUGGGCUGGAGAAGGUUACUCCUGUAGCCUUUUCAGUGUUGCCAUACCUCAUUCCCUGCACCUUUGUAGCUCCAUCUUAGGUGGACAAAUGACCGCUCUCUUUUACAGAGAUUGCUUGGUAAGAGUUUCAACUCUCAAACACCCAGUAAUUGAGCCCAGAAGGCCCCUGAGAUGCUAGUGUCCUGUCUCAGGGUCCGUACGUUUCAGUGCCAUGGAGCCUCUAGCUCUGAUGCCUCUGAUGAGGCCACCUCAGCACCUGUUUGCUCAGACAGUUUACCAAGGGCGAGCACCUGGAACUCCACUCUUAGGGGCCUAGAAACUGAAGACCAAGAGGGGGCAGUGGUGAUUGUGGAGAAGGAAGAAAACUUGGGCCCACCCAAGAUCUCCCACGCGUUGCCAGUGAGCCACUGGCCGUCCAUGCUUGGGCCCACGGACUGAUGAGCUGGUAAUAACCAUGAGCUGCUAAGAAAGGAUAGAUGCAAAGAAGGCAAAAGCAGCCUCCAUGUGAGAAAUAUUUUCCUAGCACAUUUCCAGGGCUUGGUCCCUAGUGUGGGGCAUGCAGGAGGCAACCCAUUAAUGAUUAAUUGCUUUUUGACCUGGAGUCUUUUCCCCAUCGUCAGCAGUUUAAACAGCCUGAACAGCAGUGGUGAGUGGUCAAGAUGGCCAUGGAGGUCAAGCUGCCCUGAAGGGGAAGGUCCCUCAGUGGGCAGGUAAGCUGGGACACAUCAGUCAAACAGGUGUUUGUCCUCUUAAGGGUUCAUGUCGACUCAGGGAAUUGAGGAGAUCAGGGCAGCUCUCAGGGGUGGCCUCUUAGGGGCAUCAGGGCUCCUUUCUCUGGCUAAAAUGUGGUAGGGGUAUCCCCUUACUGCCCACUUAUGCUGUCCCUGCCUCCCACUGGCACCUGUGGAAAUAAACAGUUUUGCCAAAGGAACAAAUAAGGUAAAAAUGUAUGAGAGUAGAAGUUAAAAGUAAAAUAAGCGUUAAAAUAUGGGUAGACAAGGCUAACCCAAGAAAUGGAGAAACCAAAUUGGUAUGCAAAUACAGUAUGCAAAGAUUAUUUUA
Molecule: messenger RNA, 3904 nt
Organism: Myotis myotis
Lineage: Eukaryota; Metazoa; Chordata; Mammalia; Chiroptera; Vespertilionidae
Gene: ACTR5
Product: actin related protein 5
Exons: 9
Coding region: 53-2101 (682 amino acids)
Biological process (GO): regulation of DNA-templated transcription
Cellular component (GO): Ino80 complex; cytoplasm
Source: RefSeq, a predicted model, not a curated record